Owenia fusiformis is the source of this 1103-nucleotide messenger RNA. NCBI's taxonomy places the organism in Eukaryota, Metazoa, Annelida, Polychaeta, Sabellida, Oweniidae. The record is from the annotation of a GenBank genome assembly.
UGUUUAGUUGGGAAUUAAGUGAAGGUCGAAACGUUGAGCUUUGUUGGAAAAUGAUGAAUUUUAGUAGACUGCUCCGAGUUGGAAGGGGUUUCAGAUGUAGCGGCUUAAGUGUGUCGAAACAACAUCAUAUGAAACAAUUAGGUAAAAUCUGUGAGUCUAUACACACAGGGCCUAAAUGUUGCUCAACAUUUCGUGACGAUCUCAUGACAUAUACUGGUGGUUCAGUAGACCUCACUAUAGAUGGCAGCAGUAAAAUUGCGACAAUCAUGCUCAACUACCCAGAAAAAAUGAAUGCACUCUCAGGCAAGAUGAUGGUUGAUUUACAUGAUAUAGUAUCUGAACUUGAAGGCUGGACUGAGGGUAAAGGCGUGUUGAUGUAUGGAUCCAACGGGUCAUUUUGCUCAGGCGGGGAUCUAGAAACAGUCAGUAAAAUACAGGAUCCUGAACUAGGUGGACAGAUGUGUAAAUUUAUGCAAGAAGUAACAACUCGAUUACAUAAUCUACCUCUAGUGAGUGUAGCUCUUGUACAAGGCAAGGCAUUAGGGGGUGGAGCUGAACUGACUACUGCAUGUGAUUUUAGGCUGAUGACGGAAAGUGCAUGUAUAGGAUUUGUACAAGUCAAAAUGGGCGUGUCACCAGGAUGGGGCGGUACAUCAAGAUUGGUGAAAUUGAUUGGUCGUAAAAAUGCUUUAGAUUUACUAACAUCAGGACGUUUAGUACAUGCAGAUGAAGCUAAGGAUUUACAAUUAAGUGACGGUACUUUACCCGAAAGUGACGCCUUAUUGAAAGCCUUUGAUUGGUUAGAACAAAGAACAAUUGGAUCUGUAGCUGCCAUACAUGCAGUUAAAUCAACAGUUGUUGUUGCAGAAAACUCUGAUAUUGAGGAAUCUUUGCGUCAUGAACAGAAUGUGUUUAAGACAGUCUGGGGAACUCAACAGGAAGCUCUGAUGCAAUGACAGUUUUAAUAUCUGUAAAAAAAAAAUCUGUAAAAAAUUAAAAAAUCAACCUCAAAAAAUGCUAUGUAUUCUGAUAUGUGAGGAUACUGGGCAAAUAAAUCUGCAAAAAUGCAAAAUCUCUCUAUUACAAUGGACUGAAACAUACUC